Messenger RNA from Antrostomus carolinensis (chuck-will's-widow), 906 nucleotides. RefSeq names its product protein phosphatase 1H. Gene Ontology annotation, molecular function: [pyruvate dehydrogenase (acetyl-transferring)]-phosphatase activity. Gene Ontology annotation, biological process: protein dephosphorylation. The annotation marks the transcript as partial. NCBI's taxonomy places the organism in Eukaryota, Metazoa, Chordata, Aves, Caprimulgiformes, Caprimulgidae. The record is from RefSeq and is a predicted model, not a curated record. Gene Ontology annotation, cellular component: mitochondrion. The transcript is spliced from 8 exons.
GCAACAGAAUUAAUUAAUUGGCAUAUACUUCAACUUUUGUUUAAAAUGAAUGGAAUACUGGAAAAUAGCUCAUUUACUUGUGUCCUUUAUGUUCUCCAAGCUUUCCUGGGACUAUGUGAUUUGCAAAUAGAACGAGAGAGGACCGUGUAUAAUAUUUCUGGUGGCUGCACAGCCCUUGUGGUGGUGUAUUUAUUGGGGAAGCUUUACGUGGCAAAUGCUGGUGAUAGCAGGGCUAUAAUAAUCCGAAACGGUGAGGUCAUUCCAAUGUCUUCAGAAUUCACUCCAGAGACGGAACGCCAGCGACUUCAGUAUCUGGCUUACAUGCAGCCCCACUUGCUGGGAAAUGAAUUCACACAUUUAGAGUUUCCACGGAGGGUGCAGCGCAAGGAAGUUGGAAAGAGGAUGCUCUACCGUGACUUCAACAUGACUGGCUGGGCAUACAAAACCAUUGAGGAAGAUGACUUGAAGUUUCCCCUUAUAUAUGGAGAAGGCAAGAAGGCUCGGGUUAUGGCAACAAUUGGAGUGACCAGAGGACUGGGAGACCAUGACCUGAAAGUGCAUGACUCCAAUAUAUACAUCAAACCUUUCCUGUCUUCAUCUCCUGAGGUGAGAGUCUAUGACCUCCUGCAGUACGAGCAUGGGCCGGAUGAUGUUCUGAUCCUAGCUACUGAUGGACUCUGGGAUGUGCUGUUAAAUGAAGAAGUGGCAGAAGCUGUCACUAACUUUCUACCAAACUGUGACCCUGAUGAUCCCCACAGGUACACGCUGGCGGCGCAGGACCUGGUGAUGCGAGCCAGGGGAGUCCUGAAGGAUCGGGGCUGGCGAAUAUCCAACGACAGGCUGGGCUCUGGAGACGACAUCUCUGUCUACGUCAUCCCUUUAAUACAUGGGAACAGACAGUCGUGA